Sclerotinia sclerotiorum 1980 UF-70 is the source of this 735-nucleotide messenger RNA. RefSeq lists its product as hypothetical. The coding region runs from base 1 to 735 and encodes 244 amino acids. Lineage: Eukaryota; Fungi; Ascomycota; Leotiomycetes; Helotiales; Sclerotiniaceae. The transcript has 2 exons. The record is from RefSeq and is a predicted model, not a curated record. Gene Ontology annotation, molecular function: NAD binding.
AUGCCGGAUACGAAUACGGAGACGGUGGCUGAGCAUGCUAUUGCGCUUUAUUUUGCCGUGAAGAGGGAUAUAGUGAGUAUGCAUGAGUGGACUAUGAGGGGGGAGGAAUGGGAGAGGAAGGGCACGGGGAUUCUGGAUAUGAAUACGUUUUAUGGGGGUGGAGCGAGGGGUUGUAAGAAUGAGGUUGUGGGGAUUGUGGGAGGUGGGAAGAUUGGAACCGCAAUAUCCACCCUCUGCAAAGCCCUCGGAAUGAAAGUCUUAAUCUCAGAACGCAAAUCCACACCCCAAGAGCAAACCCGUGCAGGCCGAACACCCUUUUCCGAAAUCCUCAGCCAAUGCACCACGAUAAUUCUCUCCUGUCCCCUAUCAUCCACAACACAAAAUCUAAUUUCCGCCUCUGAAUUCUCGCUCAUGCGAUGUGACGCGAUUUUAAUUAACGUUGCACGUGGGGGAGUAGUAAAUGAAGUCGCUCUUGCGGGUGCGUUGGAUAGAGGGGAGAUAUUGGGGGCUGCGACGGAUGUUUUUGAGAGGGAACCGGUGGAGAAAGGGGAGAGUGCGUUGAUUAGGGGGGAGGGGGAAAAGAGGGUUAGGAAUUUAAUUGUUAGUCCGCAUGUGGCGUGGUUUGGAAGGGAGAGUCAGGAAAAAUGUGUUAAGGCUGUUCAGGAGAUUUUUGAAGGGUUUUUGAGAGGGGAGAAGAUCAACUGUGUGGCUCAAGGGGAGAAAAUUAAUAUUUAA